This is a messenger RNA of Dictyostelium discoideum AX4, 1074 nucleotides long. RefSeq lists its product as hypothetical. The transcript has a single exon. The record is from RefSeq and is a predicted model, not a curated record. Bases 1 to 1074 code for a protein of 357 amino acids. Lineage: Eukaryota; Evosea; Eumycetozoa; Dictyosteliales; Dictyosteliaceae. Gene Ontology annotation, cellular component: membrane.
AUGGGAAGAGUAGAAGAUCAAAUUAAAGAUAAUUAUAAUUCACUUUCACAUGAAGGUGAAAGAUUAAAUAGAGAGGCAAAGAUUGAAUCUGAAAAAUUAAAAAAUAAUGCUAAAUUGGAUGCAAAAGAUAUGAAAAAAGAUAUUGAUGAAUCUGUUCAUUCAUCAUGGGAAACUGUUAAAGAAGGUGCCAAAACCGUUCAAGAUUACAUUAGUAGUGGUAUUGAAAGUGUAAAACAUACAAUUACAACUGAACCAGCCCAAAAAGAUAUGGAAAACUUAAAACAUAAUGUUAACCAUAAUUUAGAGGAAGCAGAGAAAGAAGGUUCAUCCGUUUUAAAUAACAUUUCCAAUUUCUUUAAAGGUUCAGCAGAAGAAGCCAAAUCUGAAGCUGAACGUAUUGGUUAUGAAGCUUACAAGGAUGGUGACCAAUUUGUUGGUGAUGUACAUAAAAACUUUAAAAGAACUGCCAAUGAAACCCAAAAGGAUGCCAAUAGACUCACCUCUGAUGUUAAGAAUGAAUCAAAUAAAAUCUAUAAAGAUAUUAAGGAUGAAUCAAAUAAACUCUACAAUGAUGUCAAGGGUGAAUCAAGUAAAAUCUAUAAUGGUGCUAAAAAAGAAGGUUCCAAAUUGGCUACCGAUCUCAAGAAGGAUACUCAAUACGUUGCAGAUGAAACCAAAAAGAUGGCAGCUGAUCUCAAGAAUAAAGCCGCUGAUACCUAUCAAGACCUUUCUCAUGAUGCCUCAAAGAAAGCCACUCAACUCAAAAAGAAAGCUAGUGAAACCCUUGAUGAAUCUGCCGAUGCUAUUGAACAUCAAUUCGAUAUAAUGAAGAAAGAUUUCAGACAUCUCAAUCAACGUAAUGGUAUGAUUUGGGGAAGUAUUGGUUUAAUUGGUGGUGCAACUGCAACAUCUUACCUUUUCCCAUCUGCAUCUCCAAUGGCUAAAUUCACUUUUAUUGCUGGUCUUGCAAGUUUAGGUGGUUACUAUGGUCUCCAUCAACCACACAAUAAGAUUGUUGAUAAUGCUUUCCACAAAGCAAACAAUAAAAAGGAAGAAUUAAAAAAGAAAAUAUAA